AUGGAGAGCCUGCUAGAGAACCCGGUGCGCGCCGUGCUCUACCUGAAGGAACUCACGGCCAUCGUGCAGAACCAGCAGAGCCUCAUCCACACCCAGCGCCAGCGCAUCGACGAGCUGGAGCGGCGGCUGGACGAGCUGAGCACCGAGAACCGCAACCUCCGCGGCCAGCAGCCAGCCCCCGCCGAGCCGCCGGCGGCCCCCGCGCAGCUCCAGGGGCCCCCGCCCGAGCAGCUGCCACCGCCGCCGCCAGGGCAGCCAGACUCGCUUCAGCACCACGAACAGCUCCCGGCGCAGCAGCCGCCACCGGCGGCAGGCAAGCAGGCACCCGCGGGCCCUGGCGGCGGCGGCCGGGCUCCCGGCCACCAGCACCUUCCUCUACAGCCCCACCAGCACCCCCCGGAGAAGGACGGUAGGGAGAAGGGCUGCUGCGCCGCUCUGCUCCAGCACAAGACUACCCAGGCCAUCGGCAAAGGCGUCCUGAGCCGGAGACCGGAGAAUGCAACUGUUUUACACCAGUUCUGUUGCCCAGCAGCUGAUGCAGAGCAGAAGCCUCCAUCUCCAGACUCCUCAUCAAGUGACGAUCCCAGCGGGUCGACAAGCAAGAGAGCCGGGUGUGAGACAGAGGAUCCGGAGGAGGCCGGCAGACAGAGCGGCCAGGAGGGGAGGUCCGGCGCCCUGACGCUGCAAGGCCAGCCCGCGGCGCUGGCGGAAGAGCAGGCGGCCGGCGGCUCCCCGCUGGUGCCGAAGGCAAGCCUCCACCACACGGGCUCCCCAGUGCGGGUGCAGCGCAGCAAGGGCACGGCCUCCUGUUCCCAUGCAGCUGCCUCCGAUUAUGAGCUCUCCCUUGACCUAAAGAAUAAACAGAUCGAAAUGCUAGAGCACAAAUACGGCGGGCACCUGGUGUCUCGCAGGGCAGCCUGCACCAUCCAGACUGCCUUCAGGCAGUACCAGCUCAGCAAGAACUUCGAGAAGAUCCGCAACUCCCUGCUGGAGAGCCGCAUGCCACGACGCAUCUCCCUCCGCAAGGUCCGUGUCCAGAACUCAGAGAGCUUCUCUGCGGAGAAAGCCCUGGUGGAGGGCUACAACUUCGUGGGCAUCCCUUUGGUGAGAUCCCCAUCUUUGCCAGCCACCAUCAGUGGGGCUCUUACUGAACUGGAGGACUCCUUCACGGAACAAGUUCAGUCCCUGGCUAAGUCUAUCGAUGAUGCCCUCAGCACCUGGAGCCUGAAGACCAUGUGCUCGCUGCAGGACGGGAGCUCGUAUCAGAUAAGGGAGACCUUCAGUGCUAGCUCAGUGCAGCCAAACCAAGACUUUGAAGCUGAGCUGCAGGACAAGGAGAAGGAGGAAGGGCUCCUGCCAGAUACUCUGCCCAAGAGCAGCAGCACUCUCAUGAUGGCUUUUCGAGAUGUCACAGUCCAGAUUGACAACAAGAACAUCUCUGUCUCAUCAUCUACCUCGGUGUCCAUGGCAAACUGUCUCAGCAACAAAGCCCAGGCUGAGCUCUCUCAAGCUACCAAAGCUGAAGAAAGCCCAGGAGAAAGGGAAGGAGAAGCCAGUGAGCCACUGGCUGCCCCAGAAAGCUUGCCUGAGUCUGGAGAUCUCCAGAACAGACACACCUUCACUGAGGCAGAUGUCAGCACUAAUGGCACAGGGGACAGCAGUGUUGAGCCUGGGCAGAUGGCAGUGCAGAAGCUGCAGUUUGAUUCUAGCAAUGAGACAGGGCAAAACAAAGGCUCUGAGUCUGAGAAUGCAGACAAUUCAGAGCAGCUGAGCAGCAGCAGCACCUCCACUUCAGCCAAGUCAGCCUCUGAGGUGUCCUCAAAAGAAGCACUGCAGGCCAUGAUCCUCAGCCUCCCAAGGUACCACUGCGAGAAUCCAGCUAGCUGCAAGUCCCCCACCCUUUCCACAGACACCAUGAGGAAGCGUCUCUACCGCAUCGGCCUGAACCUCUUCAACAUAAACCCAGACAAAGGGAUCCAGUUCCUGAUUUCCCGGGGCUUCAUCCCUGACACCCCCAUCGGGGUGGCACACUUCCUGCUGCAGCGGAAGGGGCUCAGCCGCCAGAUGAUUGGGGAGUUCCUGGGCAACAGCAAGAAGCAGUUCAACAGGGAUGUCCUGGACUGCGUGGUGGACGAGAUGGACUUCUCGGGCAUGGAGCUGGACGAAGCCCUGCGGAAAUUCCAGGCCCACAUCCGUGUGCAGGGCGAGGCGCAGAAGGUUGAGCGGCUCAUUGAGGCUUUCAGCCAGAGGUACUGCAUGUGUAACCCAGAUGUGGUCCAGCAGUUUCACAACCCCGACACCAUCUUCAUCCUGGCCUUUGCAAUCAUCCUCCUCAACACGGACAUGUACAGCCCAAACAUCAAGCCUGAUAGGAAGAUGAUGCUGGAGGACUUCAUUCGCAAUCUAAGAGGGGUGGACGAUGGUGCUGACAUCCCCCGGGAGCUGGUGGUGGGGAUCUAUGAGAGGAUCCAGCAGAAGGAGCUGAAGUCCAACGAGGACCAUGUGACCUAUGUCACUAAAGUGGAGAAGUCCAUAGUUGGAAUGAAAACGGUUCUGUCUGUGCCCCAUCGCCGGCUGGUCUGCUGCAGCCGCCUGUACGAAGUGACUGAUGUGAACAAAGUGCAGAAGCAGGCAGCUCACCAAAGGGAAGUUUUUCUCUUCAAUGACCUGCUGGUGAUCCUCAAGCUUUGCCCCAAGAAGAAGAGCUCCUCAACAUACACAUUUUGCAAGUCAGUUGGCCUGCUGGGAAUGCAGUUCCAUCUGUUUGAGAAUGAAUAUUACCCCCAUGGCAUCACACUGGUGACUCCAGUUUCAGGCUCGGAGAAGAAGCAGGUACUGCACUUCUGUGCUCUCGGAGCUGAGGAAAUGCAGAAGUUUGUGGAAGAUCUGAAAGAGUCAAUAGCAGAAGUCACAGAGCUGGAGCAGAUACGAAUUGAGUGGGAGCUGGAGAAACAGCAAGGGGCAAAGCCUCUCUCGUUAAGGACCAAUGGAGCCCAGAUGGAGCUACAGCCUAAGCAAGGCUCUCCAACAGGCAAGAAGGAUGUGGGGGAGAAGGUUUCAGACAGCACAGUGGAGGUGUCAAUUCACAACAGGCUUCAAACGUACCAGCACAACUCCACCCCGGGGCCCAAGAGUGGGAUGCAGCCCAGCACGCGGCUUAACGUGCCACGGGAGCAGCUGGAGGCAGCACUGGUGCCCUCGCACCCCGCCUCGGCGGGGACCCUUGUGCAGUGCCAGCAGAUUGUCAAAGUCAUCGUCCUGGACAAGCCCUGCCUGGCCCGCAUGGAGCCGGCCCUCAACCAGACUCUGACUCGCUACGUCACCUCCGACUCCUGCACCUCCACCCCCUGGCGCGCUGUGGGCAGCGGGCUCCCCGGCACCCCCAUGAAGCUGCUCCAUCAGCCUCCCCUACCCCCUCCCCCGCCUCCCUACAACCAUCCCCACCAGUACUGCCCCCCCAGCUCCCUGCUUCAGAGGCGCAGGUACUCCAGCGGCUCACGCAGCCUGGUGUAG
This is a messenger RNA of Indicator indicator, 3513 nucleotides long. It is a transcript of the gene IQSEC3, whose product is annotated as IQ motif and Sec7 domain ArfGEF 3. Gene Ontology annotation, biological process: actin cytoskeleton organization; regulation of ARF protein signal transduction. The record is from RefSeq and is a predicted model, not a curated record. The transcript has 14 exons. Gene Ontology annotation, molecular function: protein binding; guanyl-nucleotide exchange factor activity. NCBI's taxonomy places the organism in Eukaryota, Metazoa, Chordata, Aves, Piciformes, Indicatoridae. Bases 1 to 3513 code for a protein of 1170 amino acids.